AUGUUUGACCUAAAAACCUUGAUCAGACCCAAUAUCUUGAAGUUAGAGCCAUACAGAUGUGCCAGAGACGAUUUCAAAGAAGGGAUAUUACUAGAUGCCAACGAAAACACCAUUGGACCAGCAGUAGCAGAUUUGAGUCCUGAAGAAGAUGAAUUACUGUUGAACAGAUAUCCAGAUCCUCAUCAAGUUGAAUUGAAGCAACAAAUUGUUGAUUUCCGGAACUCUGAAGCGCUUUCUGAAUUGAAGAAUUUUGAAACUGAUAAGCUUACUCCAGAUAAUUUAUGCCUAGGUGUCGGAUCUGACGAAAGCAUUGAUUUACUAUUGAGAUGUGUAUGUGUUCCUGGUAAGGACAAAGUAUUGUUGUGUCCACCAACAUACGGAAUGUACUCUAUUUGUGCUACUGUGAAUGAAGUUGAAAUAGUUAAGGUACCAUUGACUACCCCAGAUUUUCAAGUUGACAACACUAAAGUCUUGGAAGCUGUUACUGCCGAUCCGAAUAUCAAGGUCUUGUAUAUUACUUCCCCUGGUAACCCAACAGGUAAGCUAGUUGCCAUUGAAACCAUACUUGAUUUAGUUGAGAAGUGUAAAGCUAAUUGGAAUGGGGUAAUUGUUGUUGAUGAAGCAUACAUUGAUUUCGCUGCACUUGAUCAAAAUGGUAAGAGCAAGUCAUUAUCUGUUUUAGUCAAUCAAUAUCCUAAUUUGGUUGUAUUGCAAACUUUAUCCAAGUCCUUUGGUUUAGCUGGUAUUAGAUUAGGGGUCACGUAUGCAAACACAACUUUGAUAAGAUAUUUAAAUGCAAUGAGAUACCCUUACAAUAUCUCUUCUUUGACUGCCAACGUUGCUAUAAGAGCAUCCAAUAAAGAAGGGUUGUCUACAAUGAAGGAAUAUUGUAGCCGCAUUAUUGAACAACGUGCAAGUGUCUUGGAAAAGCUCCAGGCUUUUAAAGGUGUGGGGAAGAACCUUGGAGGGUUGGAUGCCAACUUCAUUUUGGUAGAAUUCUUAGACAAGGAAGGUAAACCCUCUAAUGAUGUGGCUAAGAAAGUGUAUCAAAUAUUAGCUGUUGAUAAUGGAGUUGUGGUCAGGUUUAGAGGUAGUGAAUUGAAUUGUACCGGUGGAUUGCGUAUUUCAAUCGGUACACCAGAAGAGAACAAAACAUUACUUGAAAAAUUAGACAAGGUUUUACAACAGGUUAACGGAUUCAACUAA
Messenger RNA from Lizanozyma spartinae, 1206 nucleotides. It is a transcript of the gene HIS5, whose product is annotated as histidinol-phosphate transaminase. The transcript has a single exon. Lineage: Eukaryota; Fungi; Ascomycota; Pichiomycetes; Serinales; Debaryomycetaceae. Gene Ontology annotation, biological process: L-histidine biosynthetic process. The record is from RefSeq and is a predicted model, not a curated record. Bases 1 to 1206 code for a protein of 401 amino acids. Gene Ontology annotation, molecular function: pyridoxal phosphate binding; L-histidinol-phosphate:2-oxoglutarate transaminase activity.